AUGAAUCCUCAGCCAUUGAAACCCAACCAGCUAAAAACCACCCUCCCCCGCCUCCUCGCCUUCACCGUCCUCUUCCUCGCCGUCCACUUUGCCUACGUCACCACCAUCUCCAACCAGUCCUGCGGCCACAACGAUUUCUGCUUCUUCCCCCAACCGCUCUUUCUCCCAAACCACCCCCAUCGAAUCGCCGCCAUUACUUCGCCACGUGUCUCCGAUCUCUGGACGACCAAGAAGUGGCGCAGAGCAGCGGAUUACUACUCCGAAAUCUUCCAAGAUCUCAUCGCCGAGGGCUUCCUCGCCCCCAGUUCCAGCGCCCUCUGCAUCGCGACCCACGCCGGAGAAGAAGUCCAGGCGCUUAAAGAAAACGGCGUCGUUAAUUCUAUUGGAAUCUCCGACGACGACGCUUCUCCGCCGUUGAUCCUCCCCGGUCUCCCCCAUCGCCAGCCAUUCGAUGAUUCCACAUUCGACUUCGAAUUCUCCGCCAACGGGUCGCUGGACCGGUCGGGUCGGCCCGCGGAUUUCGCCGACGAGGUCUGCAGGACCCUCAAACCCGGCGGGUUUUUCGUCGCCCAAAUCUUCGCUAAAGACAAUUACAGCUUCAAUUCCUUUCUCGACUUGUUCAACUGCUGCCGUGUCCUCCGCACUCGUGACGUCGAGGGCGUCGAUACGACGUCGGUUCGGGAAGUCGUUCUCAGAAAAGAGACGCAGUUUCAAAACCCUAGAAAAUUGGGGCUCCGUGGCAAUUUAGCUAAUAAAUGCAUAAUUCCGGGGUAUAAGCGGGAAUUUGCACAAAAAGCAGAGCCCUUGAUAGAGGAGGAGCCACUGAGGCCGUGGAAAGCUUGGAAGAGAAACAAGAGGAAGGUCAAGUACUUGACUUCAAUGGCGGACAUUAGCUUUAAGCAGAGGUAUGUUUAUAUUGACAUGGGGGCUCGUGGAUAUGAGUCUAGUGUAGGAAGCUGGUUCAAGAAGCAGUACCCAAAACAGGGGAGGAGCUUUGAGGUUUAUGCAAUGGAGGCUGAUAGGGUUUUUCAUGAGGAGUACAGAGAUAAAGAAGGGGUUAGUCUUGUGCCUUAUGCGGCUUGGGUGAGGAAUGAGACGUUGUUCUAUGAGAUUACGUGGGGUUCGAAAGGGAGUAGUUUUUCGAGUUAUAAGAAUCAUAAGAUUAGGGGGAUUGAUUUUGUGGAGUGGUUGAAGAGGAGUGUUUCGGAGAGGGAUUUCGUGGUGGUGAGGAUGGAUGUGGAGGGGGGUGAGUUUUAUUUGGUUCCGAGGUUGAUUGAGAGUGGAGCUAUUUGCUUGAUUGAUGAGGUUUUUAUGGAGUGUCAUUACAAUAAGUGGUAG
Argentina anserina (silverweed cinquefoil) is the source of this 1338-nucleotide messenger RNA. RefSeq lists its product as uncharacterized. The transcript has a single exon. Lineage: Eukaryota; Viridiplantae; Streptophyta; Magnoliopsida; Rosales; Rosaceae. Bases 1 to 1338 code for a protein of 445 amino acids. The record is from RefSeq and is a predicted model, not a curated record.